AUGCAAGCACCUACGGAGCGAAUGCCAGCCAGCCAAGCCUCCCCAGAGGCCGCAUCACGAACAGGUGAUCAACGUCCGCAGGAGUCGCCCCAAGCUCAUCAUCCAAGGCCAGACACUCCGCCUCAAUGUCCAACACCCACGGCCACGCCCGUCAACCAUCCGCCAGUCCAAAUAGUUCCCCGACCCCAAGAGGACAUCGAUGAGAUCUUCGAAGCUAUAGAAACCAACAACUUCGACAGCCCCAUCUUCGGAGAAGCAGGUGCGGUGUACCACGACAAACUGACACGGCGACUCAUGCCUAAGACACCAAUGUUUCAGCACUACAACAUCAUUCCUGAGGUGCCACACCCAAGGACUGUAGCUGCUCCAAAUGAUAGGCUGCAAACACCUGAUACGCCGACACCUAAGCCCAAGGCUGAGCGUAAGCCUAGGAAGAGGAAGCGCGAUCAGACGCCGCAGGAACCGAUUGACCACGAGGGGGUAGUGGUCAAGGAGGAGCCGAUGGAGAAGAAACAGAAGGGUGUGAAGAUUGAAGACGUUGCGUAG
Alternaria infectoria is the source of this 546-nucleotide messenger RNA. RefSeq lists its product as uncharacterized. The coding region runs from base 1 to 546 and encodes 181 amino acids. The transcript has 2 exons. The record is from RefSeq and is a predicted model, not a curated record. Lineage: Eukaryota; Fungi; Ascomycota; Dothideomycetes; Pleosporales; Pleosporaceae.